This is a messenger RNA of Zootoca vivipara (common lizard), 2132 nucleotides long. RefSeq names its product factor interacting with PAPOLA and CPSF1 (gene FIP1L1). The record is from RefSeq and is a predicted model, not a curated record. NCBI's taxonomy places the organism in Eukaryota, Metazoa, Chordata, Lepidosauria, Squamata, Lacertidae. Gene Ontology annotation, cellular component: mRNA cleavage and polyadenylation specificity factor complex.
CGCCGUAGCGCUUGCUGUCGCCGCCGCCGCCGCUCGACUUCUCCGGGCGCGGGGGGGCGGGCAGAGAGAGAGAGAGGCAGCCAUUGUUGUUGUCCUUCCUCCUGCCGCCGCCAAGAAUCAAAAGCGGUCGAGGUUGCGGGGGGGGGGGGGCGCAGAGGCGCACUGCGGGACUCGCCUCAGCGAAGCGCAACUGGGCCUUCCUCGUGCAGAAUUAGCAGCACCAGCAGCAGCAGCCAUGUCUGCCGGCGGCGAAGUGGAGAGGCUGGCGGCGGACCUGAGCGGGGCCGGCGCCGGGGAUGAGGAGGAGGAGUGGCUCUAUGGCGAUGAAAAUGAAGAUGAGAAACCUGAGGAAACACCUGGCAAUGCUCAACCUCCAACUGGAAAUGAAGAAGAAGCCACUGCUGAAAAUGGUGUCGUGAAAACGAAAGCAACAGAAGCUGAGGAUGACAGUGAUAGUGAUAGCGAUGACGAUGAAGACGAUGUUCAGGUCACGAUAGGAGAUAUUAAAACAGGAGCCCCACAAUAUGGGUAUGGAGCAGCCCCUGUGAAUCUCAAUAUCAAGACAGGAGGACGAUCUUACGGAUCUUCUGGGGCAAAAGUGAAAGGAGUUGAUCUGGAUGCACCAGGAAGUAUUAAUGGUGUUCCACUAUUAGAAGUUGAUUUGGAUUCCUUUGAGGAUAAACCUUGGAGAAAGCCAGGUGCUGAUCUCUCAGAUUAUUUCAAUUAUGGGUUUAAUGAAGACACCUGGAAAGCAUACUGUGAAAAACAAAAGAGAAUACGAAUGGGACUUGAAAUUUUACCUGUUACCUCAACGACAAAUAAAAUUACGGCCGAAGACAUUGCUAUGGAAGUAACGCCAGGGGCAGAGAUUCCAGAUGGCACAUACAAUCUUUUUAAGGUGCAGCAGGGAAGAACUGGAAACAUGGAGAAAGAAAUGCCACUUCCACCAACCAAAUCUGAGUUUACUUCUCCCCCUCUCUUAUUCAAGACAGGCAUCCCAUCAAACAGAAACAGCGCCUCUUCUCAGUCACAGCCGAGCACUGCAGCCAGAAAAACAAGUUCAGGCGUUGGGAAGUGGCAGGACCGAUAUGGGAGGUCUGAAUCGCCGGAACUAAGGCUUUCUGGUACAAUAGAUGUGAUUGGACAGACAAUCACGAUAAGCCGAGUAGAAGGAAGGCGGCGUGCGAAUGAAAACAGCAACAUACAGGUUCUUUCUGAACGCUCCAAUGCCGACGUGGACAACAAUUUUACCAAGCCCCCUCCGUUUUUUCCUCCAGGAGCUCCUCCCACCCAUCUUCCACCGCCUCCUUUUCUUCCGCCACCUCCAUCUGUCAGUACUGCUCCCCCUCUGAUUCCUCCUCCAGGUAUACCAAUAACUGUGCCACCGCCAGGCUUCCCUCCCCCACCUGGAGGACCACCACCUUCCCUAAUACCGACUAUAGAAAGUGGACAUUCCUCUGGCUAUGAUAGCCGCUCAGCUCGGGCAUUUCCAUAUGGCGGUGUCACCUUUCCGCACCUUACAGGUUCCGCUCCAUCAUGGACUAGUCUCAUGGACACAACCAAACAGUGGGAUUAUUAUUCAAGAAGAGAGAAAGAGAGGGAGAGAGAGAGAGACAGAGAUCGAGAAAGGGAUCGUGACCGUGACAGGGAGCGAGAGCGUACCCGAGAAAGAGAUCGAGAGCGGGAGCAUAGCCCGACUCCUAGUGUGUUCAAUAGUGAUGAGGAGCGAUACAGGUACAGAGAAUAUGCAGAUAGAGGCUAUGAACGGCAUAGAACAAGCAGAGAGAAAGAAGAACGACACCGAGAAAGGAGACAUCGAGAGAAGGAAGAGACAAGACACAAGUCAUCACGAAGUAACAGCAGGCGUCGCCAUGACAGUGAAGAGGGAGACACCCACAGGAGGCACAAACACAAAAAAUCAAAAAAGAGCAAAGAAGGGAAAGAGUCGGCUGGUGGCGAGCCUGCCCCGGAACAGGAAAACAUGGAUGCUACUCCUGCGGAAUAGGCAUGUGUGGUUUUUGUCUACUUGCUUAAAUUAGUGCCAGAAAUAGAUGGCUCUCAAUCCUAAUUAUUUUUUUUGGGUCUAAAAAAAUUGCUCUUCAUCUUGUUCUGUUAACAUAAAGCGUAAGUUU